GAUAUGUAGCUGUGUGCCCGAUUCAGUAUUCCGAUUAAGGCUGUAAAACAGAACGGACCUAAAAGUAUUUACUUAUUAUUUGUUAAAGCUACGAAAUCGAACUGGCGUUUCUUCGCAAAUUUUGUAAUCAAGCAAAAAUGUCGCUGCCACGUGUUUAUUUCGACAUCAACGCCGGCGGCGAGAAACUGGGUCGUAUCGUAAUGGAGUUGCGCUCGGAUGUGGUUCCAAAGACCGCCGAAAACUUUCGCGCUCUUUGCACCGGGGAGAAGGGCUACGGCUACAAGGGGUCUCCAUUCCAUCGCGUUAUACCAAAUUUCAUGUGUCAAGGUGGCGAUUUCACCAAUCAGAAUGGCACGGGCGGACGUUCCAUCUAUGGCCACAAGUUUCCCGAUGAGAACUUUGAGCUGAAGCACUUGGGACCGGGCACCCUGUCGAUGGCCAAUGCUGGACCCAAUACGAAUGGCUCGCAGUUCUUUAUAUGCACCGAGAAGACCUCCUGGCUGGACAAUAAGCAUGUCGUCUUUGGUCGAGUUGUGGACGGCAUGGAUAUUAUACGCAAGGUCGAAUCGAUGGGCUCCAAUUCUGGCUCAACCACAAAGAAGAUUCUCAUUCAGGACUGUGGCGCUUUGUAAAGAGGAACGCCUCUUUAUUUGGCUGUCAACGAUAUUUCGAAUUGACAUUUUACUCAAAUUUUCAAUGUUAUUCGAGACAGUUUAAAAUACACAUACAUAUGUUUGGGCGUUGCAAGCAAA
This is a messenger RNA of Drosophila novamexicana, 752 nucleotides long. Its product is annotated as peptidyl-prolyl cis-trans isomerase-like. Gene Ontology annotation, cellular component: intracellular membrane-bounded organelle. The coding region runs from base 138 to 632 and encodes 164 amino acids. The record is from RefSeq and is a predicted model, not a curated record. Lineage: Eukaryota; Metazoa; Arthropoda; Insecta; Diptera; Drosophilidae. The transcript has 2 exons. Gene Ontology annotation, molecular function: peptidyl-prolyl cis-trans isomerase activity. Gene Ontology annotation, biological process: protein folding; protein peptidyl-prolyl isomerization.